This is a messenger RNA of Quercus robur (English oak), 1764 nucleotides long. RefSeq lists its product as uncharacterized. NCBI's taxonomy places the organism in Eukaryota, Viridiplantae, Streptophyta, Magnoliopsida, Fagales, Fagaceae. The record is from RefSeq and is a predicted model, not a curated record. The coding region runs from base 132 to 1457 and encodes 441 amino acids. Gene Ontology annotation, molecular function: oxidoreductase activity. The transcript is spliced from 8 exons.
AGCUUCAUGAAGAGGAGGAUAAAAAUAUAGUGAGAACCAGGUCAACAACACUUACAAAACUCAAAGGGCCACUUAGUUCGCACCGAACAACAAUCAGCUUUGACAAAGUUUAGCAUCUCCAGCAAAGCCAAAUGUCUUUUAUAAGUACCAUGAUCCGCAGAGGCAUCUCUAACACCAAGAUCCUGAGAUCUACUAGUUGGUGCUUGGCUAAUAGAUUCCUCACCCCUGACCAUACCAUCUCUAACGUAAACAACAUGGAUAAGACUGACGAAAAUACCAGUCUUGGUGUUAAUGGUAAUCGUAGUUAUAGUUCUGGCGGAGUGGGAUUGCCUUCAUACAUGCGUGCAGCUGUGUUUCGGGAACCCAAUAAGCCCCUCACCAUUGAAGAGUUCCAAAUUCCUCGCCCCAAAGCUGGCGAGGUUCUCAUCAAGACCAAAGCCUGUGGAGUCUGCCACUCUGAUCUCCAUGUUAUGAAAGGUGAACUUCCAUUUUCUAGUCCUUGUGUUGUGGGGCAUGAGAUAACUGGUGAAGUUGUUGAACUUGGGCCACUCACAGACCACAAAUUAAUAGAAAGAUAUCCGAUUGGGUCCCGCGUUGUGGGAGCUUUCAUCAUGCCUUGUGGUAAUUGUUCCUACUGUUCAAAGGGCCAUGACGAUUUAUGUGAGGAUUUCUUUGCUUAUAACCGAGCUAAAGGAACUCUUUAUGAUGGUGAAACUCGGCUGUUCCUCCGCGAUGGUGGGACACCAGUUUUCAUGUAUAGUAUGGGAGGCCUUGCUGAAUACUGUGUUGUGCCAGUACAUGCAUUGACUAAUUUACCAGAAUCAUUGCCAUACACAGAGUCUGCAAUUUUAGGAUGUGCAGUUUUUACUGCUUAUGGAGCCAUGGCUCACGCGGCUGAGGUGCGUCCUGGGGAUUCUGUUGCUGUGAUUGGAGUUGGGGGUGUUGGUUCAAGUUGUUUGCAGAUAGCAAGAGCCUUUGGUGCUUCUGAUAUUAUUGCUGUGGAUGUUCAGGAUGAUAAACUGCAGAAAGCCAAGUUAUUUGGUGCCACUCACACUAUAAAUGCAAAACAAGAAGAUGCCAUUGAAAAGAUAAGGGAAAUAACUGGGGGAGCAGGUGUGGACGUUGCAGUGGAAGCCUUAGGAAAACCACAGACAUUUUUCCAGUGUUUCAAUAGUGUGAGAGAUGGAGGAAAAGCUGUAAUGAUAGGACUAACGCAAUCUGGUGCCAUAGGGGAGGUGGAUAUAAACCGUCUUGUUCGUAGAAAGAUUCAAGUCAUUGGUUCCUAUGGAGGAAGGGCUAGGCAAGAUCUCCCCAAAUUGGUGAGACUGGCAGAAACUGGUAUCUUCAAUCUCUCUGAUGCUGUUUCUAGAAAAUACACAUUUGAGGAGGCAGGCCAAGCAUUCCAGGAUCUCAACGAGGGAAAAAUUGUCGGUCGAGCUGUGAUUGAGAUAAUGUAAUUCUGGCUCACCCCAAGUAACAGUCGUUGCUGGCAGAGUACUAGGCACCUUUCCUGCAUGGCUACAUAUAUGAUAAUAUGCCCUGAAAGCUCCAUCAAUAAAUACCACAAGCUACUGGACCAGAUUACUUAUAUUGCUUCCUGGUCCACCUCUUGAGCAGGUUCUGAUUGUGGAUAGCAAAUAACUAGCUUUGGCUACAUUGCUGUAUUUUUUUCUUUUAGCUUUUUGUUUUUUGUUUUCAUAUUUCCUUCAAAUUACUUGUAACAUGACUUGAAGUCUUUUGAAAUGUGCAAUGGAUUUUUUUUAA